GCGGAAGUGCUGCAGUUAAGGUGUCUGUACAUGCUUUACACUACAGUGCAUAGCAGGGAUGCAGCGGGUAGGCGCUGUACAGCAGAAGAUCCCAUGUGUAUUCCUCACUGGGGUAACGGAUGAGCCCUCCUCCAAGCGGGAACAUCAGAUGUUUAAAGUGGUGGCUACGGAGACUGUCAAUCCCUUGGCGCUGAAUGCAGAUAUUCACAAUGCGCUGCCCACUGAGAAAAUAGAUGGUACAUGCUGCUAUGUCGCUUUUCACAAAGGUUGCCCAUACUUGUGGGCUCGUUUUGACAGGAAGCCAACGAAGCAAGCAGAUAAGAAAUUUAAAAAACAUGUUUCUUCAAAAGGAAGCUCCAAAGACUUCACUUGGAAUGUUGAUGAAGACUUCAGACCUGUGCCUGACUUCUGGAUUCCAGCAAAAGGUGUGAAAAAGGUGGAUGGAAAGCCAUACCCUGAUGAAAUUGGCCAUACACCAGGUUGGGUGCCUGUGGAGAAUGGCAAUAAGCAGUACUGCUGGCAUUCAUGUGUUGUGAAUUAUAAAUUAGGCGUUGGUAUCAUACUAAAGCCACAAUUAGAAGACUCGGAAUCUUUGGAGAUUUGUCUUGUUCACUUGUCGGAUCUUCUUGAUCAAACUCUGGAACUCAUAGGAACCAAUAUAAAUGGAAACCCAUAUGGUAUUGGCAAUAAGAAGAAUCCCAUUCAUCUCCUUGUCCCUCAUGGCACAUUUCUCAUUAAGAAUCUUCCAGCCCUGAAUCAUAAUAGCUUCAUAUCCUGGUUUAACCAUUGUCAGGAGGGAAAAGUCGAAGGAAUUGUAUGGCACUGCAAGGAUGGAUCUUUAAUAAAGCUUCAUCGCCAUCAUCUUGGAUUAGCCUGGCCGCUUAAGGAAACAUACCUGAAUUCAAAGCCAGUUUUGAUCAGAAUGAAUUUAUGUAAAUAUGAAUAUGAAGAGGCUUCCAACAGUUUAUUGACACAACUUGCAAAAACAGAUGCUUUUCAUUAUGACAGCUUAAAAGAUGUUUUAUUGGACUAAAAAGGUAAUAUUGAUA
This is a messenger RNA of Nanorana parkeri, 1049 nucleotides long. It is a transcript of the gene RLIG1, whose product is annotated as chromosome unknown C12orf29 homolog. Bases 59 to 1033 code for a protein of 324 amino acids. The transcript is spliced from 7 exons. NCBI's taxonomy places the organism in Eukaryota, Metazoa, Chordata, Amphibia, Anura, Dicroglossidae. Gene Ontology annotation, biological process: response to reactive oxygen species. The record is from RefSeq and is a predicted model, not a curated record. Gene Ontology annotation, molecular function: RNA ligase (ATP) activity.